AUUUACGUCAAACUUUUCGCUAGUGUCUUAUUUAUUUUUGUUUCGUUGCCAAUUAUUGAAGCCCUUAUGGCGUCAUAACUAAUGCUGACAUACAGAGAUUAGCAAGCGCAAAUAAGGUUUUAAAAAGCACGCUCAACAAUAGUGUAAAAUAGACUAUGGCGAUGGAAGUGCAACCGUUUCUUCACGAAGUGCGAUACGAUCAGACCUGGCUUGAACAAGUCUUGCUGCAACUAGGAGACUUGUUUGAAAUCCGCAUAGUAUGGAACAGUGACACCGCAGUCUUGACAGGGGCAUUUGCUCUGGCCGGGGGGCUGGUUGGAGGGUAUGCGGGCGGCAGGAUGGGGGCUGCGCUGGGGGUCGGUAUCGGCGGUGCAGCGGGCCUUGGGGUCUCUACAUAUGUCUCCCUUCGAGAAAUCUGGGCUUCAGUAAAACACCAGCUCAAAGAGAUCCUGUUCAUCAUCUUCAACUAUCUCCGACGCAUGGACCCAGUGGACUACUACCACGCGUUGGAGCUCGUCCUAGCCUGCACGGCUAGUCGGAGGGAACUGGUGCUGACUUUAUUGGACUUCAUCGCUUCUAAAUUAGGGAAGGAAGUGCUAUCUAGUAUUACUGUGGCGUAGGACUGGAAUAUGGAUUAAGUAGAAGGUUGUGAUGUGCUAAUGUUGAAAAUUUUAGCUUUGUGAUUAAAGGUUUCACUGGUUCAUGACACUAGUUUAUUUGUAGGUAUGUCAAGAGUUGCAACAUUGCACUUUAUUAAGAGUUGCACUACUUGCACUAGGUAUUGUUUUUCUAAAAGGUUUUUUAAACGUGAUGUGGACAUCUCUGUAAAGAUGUUGAUUUAUAAAACCAAUGUUCUAAAAUAUAACAAAACCAUGUUGAAUAAUCUCAUGUGAAUUUAAGGUUUUAAUGGUGACUUAUUGAAUACACUUGUUUGUAUAACUGA
Leguminivora glycinivorella is the source of this 943-nucleotide messenger RNA. RefSeq lists its product as uncharacterized. The record is from RefSeq and is a predicted model, not a curated record. The transcript is spliced from 3 exons. Bases 156 to 620 code for a protein of 154 amino acids. Lineage: Eukaryota; Metazoa; Arthropoda; Insecta; Lepidoptera; Tortricidae.